GGGGCGGGGCCUCAGACGCACGCUCCUCCCAGGCGUCCCUCCCGCGCUCAGCCGCGCGCCGGCCGCCCGCGCGCCGGCCGCCCGUUGCCCUGGCAACCGUCGUGCCGCGUCUUCUGAGGGAGCUCCUGUCAGCCUGCUGAUCCCACCACCCGCUCCCUACUGCCCCGCGGUUUUCGCGUGGGCUCGGAGACUGAGGGACAACAAAAAUGGCGGAGCGGAGCCAGACGGCGCCUGAGGCAGGUAAUGAUAUGGGAAAUGAUGAUGCCAUCGGAGGGAAUGUGAGCAAAUAUAUAGUGCUUCCAACUGGAUACUGUGGACAGCCCAAGAAAGGACAUCUUAUCUUUGAUGCUUGCUUUGAAAGUGGUAACCUGGGCCGGGUGGACCACGUCUCUGAGUUUGAGUAUGAUCUGUUUAUUAGGCCGGACACCUGUAAUCCACGCUUCCGAGUCUGGUUCAACUUUACUGUUGAAAAUGUGAAAGAAUCACAGGUGAGGAAAAUAGUGGAUACCUUCAGAGCGGUUUUGAGGGUCAUUUUCAACAUUGUUAACUUCAGUAAAACCAAGAGUCUCUACAGAGAUGGGAUGGCCCCUAUGGUGAAAUCUACCAGUAGACCAAAAUGGCAAAGGCUGCCACCCAAAAAUGUUUACUACUACCGCUGCCCGGACCAUAGGAAGAAUUACGUGAUGUCCUUUGCCUUUUGUUUUGACCGAGAAGAAGAUAUUUACCAAUUUGCUUACUGCUACCCAUAUACAUACACUCGCUUCCAGCAUUACCUUGACAGCCUGCAAAAGAGAAACAUGGAUUAUUUCUUUCGGGAGCAGCUAGGCCAGAGUGUGCAACAGCGACAGCUUGACCUCCUGACGAUAACCAGCCCUGACAAUCUCCGGGAAGGAGCGGAGCGGAAGGUGGUAUUCAUCACAGGACGAGUCCACCCAGGGGAAACACCCUCUUCAUUUGUGUGCCAAGGGAUCAUUAACUUCCUUGUAAGCCAGCACCCAAUUGCCCGUGUCCUCCGGGAAUACUUGGUCUUCAAGAUCGCACCAAUGCUCAAUCCUGAUGGAGUCUACCUGGGCAAUUACAGGUGUUCUCUGAUGGGGUUUGAUCUGAAUCGUCACUGGCUGGAUCCCUCUCCAUGGGCCCACCCUACCCUGCAUGGGGUGAAACAACUCAUCAUCCAGAUGUACAAUGACCCAAAAACAAGCCUGGAGUUUUAUAUUGACAUCCACGCCCACUCCACCAUGAUGAAUGGCUUCAUGUAUGGCAACAUAUUUGAGGAUGAGGAACGGUUCCAGAGGCAGGCCAUUUUUCCCAAGCUCCUCUGCCAGAAUGCUGAGGACUUCUCCUAUCUCCACAGGACACCUGACUCCGUGCCAAGUCUUGUGUGGGUGAUGAAGAUAGAGUCCAGCACAUCCUUUAACCGGGAUGCUGUGAAAGCAGGAACUGGCCGUCGCUUCCUCGGUGGACUCCUGGACCACACUUCCUAUUGCUACACCCUAGAGGUCUCCUUUUACAGCUACAUCGUCAGCGGCACAACAGCUGCUGUGCCCUACACUGAAGAAGCCUAUAUGAAGCUGGGGCGGAACGUGGCAAGAACGUUUUUGGAUUAUUAUCGGCUGAACUCCAUGGUUGAAAAGGUGGCGAUUCCCAUGCCGAGACUGCGGAAAGAAAAAUCCCCUUCUUACAAGCACCCACUCCUGCGGGGCCCGGCCAGCAAAUACCCCAAUGGCAAAGGGGACAAGAAGAACUCAGUGAACCACAAAGACCCUUCAACCCCUUUUUAAAGACACAGAGUCCUGGGAGGUCCUAUGGAGACAGGAGCAUGCAUUUUCUGCUGGGGAAAGAAAUUAAUCACUCUUCUCUAGCUUCCAAGACAAGGAUUUGUGGAUUAACGCAAAGGCUAGUGAAAGGGAAGGGAUACAAUAAGAAAUUUCAUCAUUGAUUUUCCCUUUUUCCAAUGGAAAAUCAAUUGUAAGCCUUCAGCUCAAAGCUCAGGAACAAAAUAGGAGAUUGGAACCAGGUGAGCACAGAUGCUAUUUUCUACAACAUAGAGAUCUUCCAAGAUGAGGAAAACCUACACAUCCCUUUUAAGAGAUCUGACACAUAUCCGAUCAGUUCUUUCAAAGCCAUUUUAUUGUUUUAAAGUUUUAUAGUUACUGCAGAUGAUUACCUUUUAAAUAGGCUUGGUUGCUGGGUUGUUUACAGUUUUAGAAAGGCAGUGUUUGUAUUUUCUGAUCCUAAACUACAGCAACACCACAUGCUACCGAAAGGCAAAUAUAUCUUAGGAAACAAUGGGACAGAAUUUUUGAAAUCACGGUGUACUUAAAUAUAUGGUCACUGUAUCUAAACUGCAUGCUUUCGGAUUCCCUCAGACUCUAGCAUGUAAAUUUAGAAAACGGUUCAGAGAACUAUUUCCCAAUUUCCUGGGUAGUUUAAUUAAAAUUUUAGCUCCAAAGACAAAAAACACUGGUCACUCAUUUUAAAAGGUUUAUUAUGGUUAAGGUUUCCAGAUCCCAGGUGACAGGGAUUCAGCCUGGCCCCUGAAGAUGUGGGCAUUGCUAAUCUGCAAUGAGGAAAGGGUGAUUCAGGCAAGGAAGACACAAAAGACAGAAGGAUGCACCGUGAGGCAGGUAAAAAUGAUAAAAUAAAACAGUAGUAGCAAUUCCCAAAAUAUGGCACAAGCUAAAUAUUGUGCAUUUUUGUGCAAAGUAAAGUGCCUUUGUAUGAUGAAUGGGUCCAGGGGAGUCUGCUCCCUUCCUGUCUGUGGAAGCAGCAAGCUUAGUAACCAUGACAGCCUGCUAAUUAAAAUGACCUCCCGGAAAUGAGGAUUAGGAGACAGGGAGAGGCAGGGAGGCUCCAGGGAGACAAAGCCCUUAGCACAAAGCUCCACUUAAGCAUUUUUGUGUGUUUGUUUGGGUUGGAGAUUAUUGAAGUUUGCUACAAAAAUCAAAAGCAAAACUUAUCCUUUGCAUGUAAGUUUUCAGAAAUGAUAGCAAAGAGCCAUACAUUGAUUGGCCAAAAAUGUCAUGUUGUAUAUACAGCUUCUCCCCUGGGUUCAUUUUGCCCAGAGGAACACAAAUAAAGUGUUUUGUGCAA
Callithrix jacchus (white-tufted-ear marmoset) is the source of this 3093-nucleotide messenger RNA. NCBI's taxonomy places the organism in Eukaryota, Metazoa, Chordata, Mammalia, Primates, Cebidae. The record is from RefSeq and is a predicted model, not a curated record.